Messenger RNA from Balearica regulorum gibbericeps (East African grey crowned-crane), 1568 nucleotides. NCBI's taxonomy places the organism in Eukaryota, Metazoa, Chordata, Aves, Gruiformes, Gruidae. The record is from RefSeq and is a predicted model, not a curated record.
GUGAGAAGAGGGUGCCAGUGAUGCCUGGAUCGCCCGUGGAAGUGAAGAUACAGUCCAGGUCCUCUCCUCCCAACAUGCCACCGCUGCCCCCCGUGAACUCCGGUGGCCCCCGGCCGGUGUCCUUCACCCCAACUGCACUGCCCAACGGAAUAAACCAUUCCCCCCCGACGCUGAACGGGGCACCAUCCCCACCCCAGAGGUUUAGCAACGGUCCUUCCUCCUCCUCCUCCUCCUCGUUGACAAACCAGCAGCUCCCAGCCACGUGCGGCGCCCGGCAGCUCAGCAAGCUGAAGCGUUUCCUCACUACCCUGCAGCAGUUCGGCAACGACAUCUCACCAGAGAUCGGGGAGAAGGUCCGGACCCUCGUCCUGGCGCUGGUGAACUCAACAGUGACAAUCGAGGAAUUUCACUGCAAGCUGCAAGAGGCGACGAAUUUCCCGCUACGGCCGUUUGUGAUCCCCUUUCUGAAGGCCAACCUCCCGCUGCUGCAGAGAGAGCUGCUGCACUGCGCCCGGGCUGCCAAGCAGACGCCCUCCCAGUACCUGGCGCAACACGAGCACAUCCUGCUCAACACAAACACCACGUCCCCCGCUGACUCCUCCGAGCUGCUGAUCGAGGUGAACGGGAAUGGGAAGAGGCACAGUCCGGACAGAAGGGAAGACAACAGCUUUGAGAGGGAGCCGCUGCCGACGGAGCCUCCAGCCAAGAGGGUGUGCACCAUCAGCCCCGCGCCCCGGCACAGCCCUGCCCUGACAAUCCCCCUGAUGAACCCCGGGGGACAGUUCCACCCCACCCCGCCACCCCUCCAGCACUACACCUUGGAAGAUAUUGCGACCUCCCACCUCUACAGGGACCCCAGCAAGAUGUUGGAGCACAGAGACAUUCGGGACAGGCACAGCAGUCUUGGUUUGAAUGGAGGAUACCAGGACGAGCUGGUGGACCACCGCUUAACGGAGAGAGAGUGGGCUGAUGAGUGGAAGCAUCUUGAUCACGCACUGAACUGCAUCAUGGAGAUGGUGGAGAAAACCCGGCGCUCGAUGGCCGUGCUGCGGCGCUGUCAGGAGGCCGAUCGGGAAGAGCUCAACUACUGGAAGAGGCGGUGCAGCGAGACGGCCGAGCCGCGGAAGGCCGGCAGCGAGCUCAUCUCCAGGCAGCACAGCCCCAGCAGCUCCGACUCCAUCGGCAGCGAUUCGUUGCGGGAGUUCAGCAGCAGGUCGGGAACGGGCUACGUCACUGAAGAGAUAUGGAAAAAAGCUGAAGAAGCCGUGAACGAGGUGAAGCGCCAGGCCAUGUCGGAGGUGCAGAAAGCAGUGGCGGAGGCCGAGCAGAAGGCAUUUGAGAUGAUUGCCUCUGAGAGGGCUCGGAUGGAGCAGACCAUUGCGGACGCCAAGCGCCAGGCCACCGAGGAUGCUUUCUUAGUGAUCAAUGAACAGGAGGAGUCUACGGAGAGUUGCUGGAACUGCGGUCGCAAAGCCAGCGAGACGUGCAGCGGCUGCAACAUCGCCCGGUACUGCGGCUCCUUCUGCCAGCACAAGGACUGGGAGAGGCACCACCGAAUCUGCGGCCAA